AGGCAAAACAAAAAGCGGCCCGAAACCAGUUUUUCCGGUGGUGGGUGGAUGUGGAUAAAAGCCUCGACGCUCAUCCCCCAACUGCACAGUCGCACCUGCACCAUAGACGGACACACAAAUAAAAAAACAAUGAAGACCUUCAUCGCUAUAGCUCUCUUCGUCGGCCUGGUCGCAGCAUACACGACCAAAUAUGACAACGUCGACCUCGAUGAGAUACUCGGUAACCAGAGGCUCUACAAGAAGUACUUCGACUGCCUCGUCAACAAGGGCAAGUGCACCCCGGACGGCAAAGAGCUCAAAGAUGCCAUCCCCGACGCAUUGGCCACCGCCUGUUCCAAGUGCAACGAAAAGCAGAAAGCCGGGAGCGAAAAGGUGAUCAGGCACAUGAUGAAGAACCACCCGGCCGACUACGACGCACUCGAGAAGCUCUACGACCCGUCCGGAACCUACCGCAAGAAGUACCAAGCCGAGGCGAAAAAGCUCGGACUCCACUGAACAACACACGGCCAAAUAUCAUUACAGAAUUUUUUUAGAUGUACAAUGUAAAUAAAUAAAAAGAGUUAUGUGUA
Molecule: messenger RNA, 569 nt
Organism: Cimex lectularius (bed bug)
Lineage: Eukaryota; Metazoa; Arthropoda; Insecta; Hemiptera; Cimicidae
Product: ejaculatory bulb-specific protein 3-like
Exons: 2
Coding region: 49-495 (148 amino acids)
Source: RefSeq, a predicted model, not a curated record